Molecule: messenger RNA, 3085 nt
Organism: Xenia sp. Carnegie-2017
Lineage: Eukaryota; Metazoa; Cnidaria; Anthozoa; Malacalcyonacea; Xeniidae
Product: ras guanine nucleotide exchange factor B-like
Exons: 7
Coding region: 273-2111 (612 amino acids)
Biological process (GO): regulation of transcription by RNA polymerase II
Molecular function (GO): DNA-binding transcription factor activity, RNA polymerase II-specific; protein dimerization activity; RNA polymerase II cis-regulatory region sequence-specific DNA binding
Source: RefSeq, a predicted model, not a curated record
AAUGGAAAAAGCUUUUUAGAGCAUUCAAAGUCCACCUUUAAGACAUAAUUUUUCGCAGUUAUGGUAUCACUGGAUGAAAGAAAAAGAAUACAAAGAUUGCUUUAAUCAAGAAUUUUUUUCAUGAAGUUGGAUAAAUGUGAUAAAAGAAACUAAAUCAACUGGUUUCUGAUAGUCGAUAGAUUUUUGUACAUCAAGUCUGGUCACUCUUCACUCAUGUUAGAAUUAUUUUGAAGCAAUACAUUGUAAGAAAUUUGAAUAUUAAUUGCACUAAGAUGAAUGCUGCAUCUACGCAAAGUGGUACUGCUUUAAUCUCCAGCAAUGGUAGUGCACCACCUGUGACAUCAAUACCUGGCAAUCCUGUGCCAACUAGUAUGCUUUCUUUUCGCUUUGCAACACCUAACAAUACACAAACACCAUACUAUAUUUCAUCCGAUAUUGUCUUGAGUGGGGGCAUUGCUCAGCAAAAUCGAAGGAGAAUUGUUCAUAAUGAAGUUGAGAAACGUCGCAAAGAUAAGAUCACAAACUGGAUCAAGAAGUUAGCAGAUUUGUUACCUCGCCAUCGUGUUACAAAACAGAGUAAAAACUAUGUGUUGGAAACAGCUUGUGAAUAUAUUGAGGAGCUCAAUCAAAUGAGCAGCCAGUUUAAUCAACUCAAACUUAGCAAAGAUAUACUAGAACAAGAAGUGACGGAAUUAAGAAAUAAGGUAAACAAGCUUGAAGAUGAGAAUAAACGUCUUUCACAACUUAUUCAUCAGAACAAAGUGUCAUUACCAAGCACUUGGAGUGAUUCGUCAUUAAUAACAACCGCAAUGAGAGCAACGUCUUCACCUCGAAACUCUACCUAUCCUCAAUGUAGACCUUCUAUUGGCUCUAAUGUAAAUGAAGCAUCCAGGUCUUUUCAUUCGACUCCGACAGCGACGAUAAUGUCGACUGUUACCAACUGUCUUUCAGUGACGUCGAUUUUAUCAAGUCACAGUAAAGAACAGGUGACAACAACAAACUCCAGGCAAAGGAAUGACGAACGGCAGAUUACAACGUUGCCAGUCAAUGAAGAUUCACAAGCUUUAACGUUAACGAAUAAGAGGCCACUAAAUGCGGUGGCAAAAACUUCAUCUGGUGCCAAAAGUACCAACAGGAUUUCAAACAAUACUUCGAGACAAAGUAAUCCACUAGCGACUACACGUCGAAGUAGCUCGGCAGCAGUACCCUCAACGUCGACGCAUCUUGCUUCACUCAUCCCUAAAGCUACCGAAGUAUCUAGAGUAACACCAUCCAACACUAUAGGGCAAGCUUCCUUCAUGCCACAAUCUCAAACAGCUAUGAUUCUAAGUGUUGCCAACAUGACUGGUAUGGAACAUCUGCCUCAUCAACAGACUGACACUGCGGAAACGUCUUCGGUUGAUAAAGCUUUUUCACAAGCGCAACAAAUGCGGUCGAUAGGAUCUAAUUCUGUGCAAGGAAGUAUUUCGCAACUACCUUAUAGUAUUGAUGCCUUAACUGGAAAUCACAGUAGCCACAAUCGACAGCAGGCUACCACCACCGGAAACCCCUUGAAUUUCUCUGCAGAAUCUCUAAUCGGACGUCAAGAAACGAGUAGUGAUAUCGCACUGGUUAAUAACCCUGUUAAUCAACCAGUUAUUCAAAAUACAUUUACAUUGACUCACCGAAAUUCUCUUAUAAAUGGCAACUCAACACCAACCACUGCGGCCCCUCAAAGUUUCUCAAAUUUUUCUGCUCUUUCACUUGUUGGAAAUACCGAUACGUUUUCUGUAAACGCAAGCUCUUCAACCCGUUCGUCAACCACAGGUCAAGAUUCUGGAGCAAUUCCGCCAUCCACUGGCAACAUAUUCACGGAUUUCUCCACAGAGUCACUUAUAGGGCAGACUGAAUUUACCUCAGACUUUGCCAUCGAUAAUCUCAUCUCUCGCUCGGAUUCCAGCGCUCAUAUGGCAACAAUUAAUCCAAAUCUAAUUCAGUCAUUUGGCAAAGGAAGCGAUCCAAUGAUUUCUAGCGUAAGCGGAGAUCAUGCUAAUCACUUGGCACAUAAUUUCGACCCCCCGGGGUUUAAUAUUGGAACUUUUACAUCCCAUCUUUUUCCACCUUAUUGGUAAAGGGUACAAUUUUUGCAUUUGACUGGUGGGCGUAAAUGAAGGAAUUAUGGUUAAAUAUUUAUGUUAUUCUUUUAAAACUUAAUCGGUUGUGGUGUCAUUGCUGGAAAAUGAACAAAAAUUCAAACUUACCGAAAGAUGUGAAUGAAUAGGGAAUAAGUAAAUCACACCAUUAUGUAUUGAGAUGGUGUCUUGUCUUGGAGCAGAAACGGCAAUACUUUGUGUCUUGUUGAAUGUCAACGCAGCUGUACCUUGUCCAAAAUGGCUAUACAUCUACCAAGAAUAAAUGGAUAAAUGGGGAUAAAAUUAUUUCUUGAUACUUGGAAAGGUUUUAAGUAUGCCGUCCAUAUUUUUAGUAUUAUAGCUCGUUAUAAAGCAAUAUCUGGAUCGAAAAAUUGGAUCGAAAAUCAACAAAAAUACCAGCUAAUUACUAUUUAUGCGAUGAAGUAUAUUACGGGUUGUGCAUUUAGAAAUUUGGAUUGUCACAAACCUGAUUUGGAGAUAGGUAUAUGGAUGCCUGUAGAAUUUAACAAAAAUAUGUGAUGAGAAGAGCAUUAACAAAAUGAAAAUGAAACAUUUUAUAUUCUUUGUGCAAAACUAGUUCCACCUUUCUUAUUUUACUAGUAUCCAUGUUCUAUAAUAUAAUAUUGGAAGACAUACUUAAGAGAAGAGUUUAUCAUGGAUAAAGGUUUGUUGUAAAUGAUAUAGUUAAAGAUUGGACGAGUGAAGUGUUGUGAAGCAACAAUGUUUACAAAACACUUUAAGUGAAUGUAAAUAGGGUUUUUAAAAGCCUAAACAAACAAACAAAGGAAAUUUAAAGAAACUUGCCUUUUUUCUUGGGCAGGGCUGUAAGCUUCGAAGCCCACAAUUCCGCGUUGCGUUGCCCAUGGGGAAAGUUUCACCACCAAAAUAGAUGUACAGUGCUCCUUUUUCGUCUAUAAAAAACGAGGAUACUUAUUAAAUUAUUUCAUCAUCAA